AAUCGUCGUAAUUCUACGUACGAUGCGUCACAUAGACACACUUCUGUACGAAAAGAAAUAACUGCCAAGAAUCCGUAUGCAUGCGAGAUUUAUUAAUUUUCAUGAUCAAACGUUAUUCUAUUAUCAGCUAUUGUUGCGCGAACAUCAACAAAGUACCCCUAGAAGUGUUUUUUUUAACAAAACAAAGAAAUGAGUGACGACGAAUUUUCUCUGACAAAAGUGCAAAAGAGCCUCGCGGGCUACGUUUCGAUCAACAACAAUUUGCGACAUUAUCGGAAGACAAAUAUCGUCGCUCGCAAUGACCUUGAACGCAUGAAACCCAAUAUCGUGCGGAUUAUCACGGGAGGCGGAUCGGGACACGAGCCUUUUAGCAUCGGAUAUGUCGGGGAAGGAAUGCUCACCGCCUGCGUUUGCGGCGAAAUCUUCGCAUCUCCCAGCGUCACAAACAUCUUAACCGCCAUCGUAACUGCCGGCGCUCGUCCCGGAUCCUCAAUCUUGCUCAUUGUCAUCAACUACACGGGAGAUCGCCUGAAUUUUGGUCUCGCUGGCGAAAUUGCUCGCACCAAAUACGGCUUCAAUGUCGAAACAAUUCUCGUGAACGACGAUUGCUCCAUCGAAAAUGUGCGAAAAAGCGUUGGAAAACGUGGCUUAGCAGGCGCCGUUCUUAUUCACAAAAUCGCCGGAGCAAUGGCAGCAAUGGGCAAAGAACUCGGGGAAAUUGCCGAUUUUUGCAACGAUUUACUGCAAAAUCAAAAAUUGGCGACGAUUGGAUUCACUUUUACGGAAAAGGAAGACGAGUCAGUCGAAAAUAUCGAAAUCGGGCGAGGAAUUCACGGCGAACCGGGCAUCGAAAAAAUUGAAAAAACCCCGAAUUUCGAGAGAAUUGUGGAAAUUGUGAUGGAAAAAUUGCUUAAAGCUGUUCCGAGAGGCACGGAAAUUCGAAAACCGCAAGUUGCUUUUUUGUUUAAUAAUUUAGGGGGUGCCACAAAUUUCGCAAUUUCGACUUUUGCGAAUAUUUUUCUCAAAGAAGUGCGAGUUUAUUAUGACGUGCAAUUAACGCUCGAGGGAACUUUUGUCACUUCGCAUAAUGUUGAAGGGAUGUCAGUGACAAUUUUACGUUUGGAUGGCAAAAAAGACGAAAUUUUGGAUUAUUUGAGGUUUCCAGUGAAAAUUGCCGCGAACGUUCCCUUCAAUAUCGUUCGAGAAAUGAAUCCGCCCGACGAUCAUCCUGUGGCGCGAUACGAUUCCGAGUAUUUCAUCGACAAAUUCGAGCUGGACGAGCGUUUGUACGAAAUUAAACACGGCGAAAUCGGCAUCGAAGCUGCUAAAAAGUCACUUUUGGGAAUUUGUGACAUCUUGAUUAAAUGCGAAAAGCUCCUAAAUGGCAUGGAUGCUGAAUUUGGCGACGGCGAUACGGGAACUCUCAUCACAGGAGCCGCAAAAGCGCUUUUACAAGCGAUCAAUUCGGACAAAAUCAAUUUUAUGUAUCCCGCGGUGAUGUUACACGAAAUCAGUGACGUCCUUCAAAAAAAUAUGGGCGGCUCACUUGGAGCGAUUUUCUGUAUUUUCCUUCAGGGAGCGGCUGAAGCGUUUAUUUUUGAUCAAGAUGUCGUCACAGUGGGACAUUUGCAGCUGUGGUUGUUGGCACUGAAGUUUGGGAUGCGAGCAGUGAUGAAAUAUGGAUUGGCUGAAGUUGGAGAUCGAACGAUUUUGGAUGCGUUACAGCCCGGGAUUGAAAAGUUGGAGGAAGGAAUGGCGAUGAAUCCGAGUUUGAAGGAUAUUAUUGAUGAUUUUGCGACGGCUUGUGAGGAGGGAGCGGAUAGAACGAAGGAAAUUAUGCCGAAAUCGGGAAGAGCGGCAUAUGGGUUUUCCGAGGGGAAGGCUUUUAAAGCGGAAACUAAUGAUCCAGGAGCCCAAGUAAUCGGCAUCAUCGCUCGAGCCACAUACGAAGGCAUCAAAUCCGUCUUCAACAAACACAACAUCGAAUAGAAAAAAAAAUCUGAAUUCAUCAUUAAUAGAAAAGAAAAAUAAAAAACUCAAAAUUUGGCACUGUAGAACUUGAUAUUUUUAUUAAUAAUUUUUUUUCUUGUUAUAAAGUUAAAACUUUUUCAUAUUUAUUUAUUUUUAUUUAGUAAUAUUUAACAUGGA
Culicoides brevitarsis is the source of this 2148-nucleotide messenger RNA. Its product is annotated as PTS-dependent dihydroxyacetone kinase 1, dihydroxyacetone-binding subunit DhaK-like. Bases 190 to 1989 code for a protein of 599 amino acids. NCBI's taxonomy places the organism in Eukaryota, Metazoa, Arthropoda, Insecta, Diptera, Ceratopogonidae. Gene Ontology annotation, cellular component: cytosol. The transcript has 3 exons. Gene Ontology annotation, molecular function: glycerone kinase activity. The record is from RefSeq and is a predicted model, not a curated record. Gene Ontology annotation, biological process: glycerol catabolic process.